Arabidopsis arenosa is the source of this 1164-nucleotide messenger RNA. The record is from the annotation of a GenBank genome assembly. NCBI's taxonomy places the organism in Eukaryota, Viridiplantae, Streptophyta, Magnoliopsida, Brassicales, Brassicaceae.
CAAUCAAUUUAGGAUUUUGAAGUAAUUGGGCACACUUAAAUUGGCCCGUUAAGAAGCCCAUUAUUCUAAACGCGACAAACUCUUUACUGACGACGAUUUGCGUUUGAUGGAAAAAAAAAAAGUGAUUUAAAAUCCGCGUUUAAAAAGCGACCGAGCUGAGCUGACCACACGAUAUUUCCCCGUCGAGAAUUGGUUUCCUCUCUUUCUUUGCUCCGAAGACAAGAAAAAUUCCGGUGAGGCAAUGUCGUCGAACAGCAGAGAAGCCAGGAGGCGGAAGAUCCUAGAAAGAGGAUCUGAUCGUUUAGCCUUUAUCACUGGUCAGAUCAACGGCGCUCCUCCUCCUCCUCCUCCUUCCGAUUCUACUUCUUCCCUUUCCCAGUCUCAUCUCCAAUCAUCACCGGACACGAUUCCCCCUCGUGAUCAGAUUCUUAAAGCUCAAGAAAUCGCUUUCACAAGUCACCAGGAAAACAUCUCAGAUACUGCGAUGCUUGAUAAUGCGGAUCAUAUCAUCCAUCAAAGCAGGGCAGAAUUGCUUCAGCCUCAGAGGCAUACUGAAACAUUGUCAGCAGCCUCUGCUUCAUAUCCUAGAGACACAACAAUACAUCCGUCUCUUACAACAUCAAGUGUUCAAAACCCAUCUGUGGUAGAUUUAGGUGCUUCUCAAGCAUUUAUUCCUGUGGUUAGUUUUGUGAACGCCAUCACACCAAAACACAUUGGAGCGGCCAUUGAUGCUUCAGAAUACGCACGGAUGUUCACAGCUCUUGCGAUUGCACUUGUUGUCAUACUAUCUCAUCUCGGUUUCUCUUCCCUAGGCAACAUAGUAAGCUUCAGGCCAGUUUUCUUGCUUCUGUUGACCGAUGCCACAAUUGUGCUUGGACGUGUUCUGCUGAGUCAUCAUGGAGAUUCUUCCUCAGCCUCAGGGACAGUAAUGAGCGAGCAAGGUAUGAUGGACCAAGUAGGCAACGCUUUGGAGAUGGUGAUGAUGAUGAAGAAGAUAAUGGAUGCACUUCUUAUGGAUUUUAGCUUAUACGCUGUGAUUCUCAUAUGUGGCCUAUUGGUCACCCAAAGCAUCUUUCCUUAGGUCAUCUUCACGUAGGUUUGUUUGUGCUCGGUAGAUUUGCUUUUUGCUUCUGGUUUUAAUAUCGAUAAAUUAUACUAGUUAGU